AUGCAGCCCCCUCGGGCCGUGCCCGCCACCCAAUUGUCAUCUUCCACCCGCACACUGCGCCAUGCGCCCUUUACGGCGCAGCGGCCGCAUUUGAGAGGGCCCGCCCCGUGCAGCGCCGCUGCGCCGAACCGCCGCGUGCUGAUCGAGGGUGCUGUGGCGUCCGCCCUCCUGCUGGUGGCUAAGCCAGCCUACGCAGAUGAUGAGGGAAUCGCAGCGGCGCUGGAGGUGGAGGCCGCUCCGGUGGAGGCGCCCGUGGCUGCGGCAGUGGAAGAGGUGGCCCCCGCCCCAGUUGCCAGCAGCAGCGCACGCACCGGGCAGACGGUCUAUUUGGAUGUGAAGUUGGAGGGUCAGAAGCUGGGACGCAUUACUAUCGAGCUGCUGCCGGCCGUUGCGCCUGUUGGCGCCCAGCGGUUUGCUGACCUGUCCGAGGGCAAGCAGGGGGUCGGCUACAGGCUGGCCAGGUUUGACCGCGUGACGGAGGCGUUUGUGCGCUGCGAGGGCGUCAAGUCGCUCUCGUACUCUGCUGAUGGCUACUCGCCCAUUGCCGGCGGCGACUCGACGCAGGCGCUGGAGGAGGAGAUGGCGUCGCCCGCUGCGCUGCGCCACGACGCAGCGGGGCUGGUGAGCAUCAUCGUCGGCCUCGAGAAGGAGCGGGAAGUCACCGAGAAGCUGGUCGCUAUUCGGGGGAAGCUGGUGACCGUCCAGAACGUGGCCGGGGAGGCCCCGAACGGCUCCGCCUUCACCAUCACCCUGGGCCCCGCGCCCGAGCUGGACGCGACCAACCUGGUGGUGGGGCGCGUGGUGGGCGGCAUGGACGACGUGGUGGCGGCGCUGGCGUCGCUGCCGCGGGCCAAGCCGCGCGACGACUGGUUCGAUAAGCCGUUCUUUGAGGCAGGGAAGGCCAUCGGGGACAAGCGCGCCACCGUCGCUGAGAAGGGGUUCAACCGGCCCCUCAAGCGCGCCAUCGUCUCAUCGGCCGGCAUCGUCUGA
Monoraphidium neglectum is the source of this 990-nucleotide messenger RNA. RefSeq lists its product as hypothetical. Gene Ontology annotation, cellular component: chloroplast. The transcript has 6 exons. Gene Ontology annotation, molecular function: peptidyl-prolyl cis-trans isomerase activity. The coding region runs from base 1 to 990 and encodes 329 amino acids. Lineage: Eukaryota; Viridiplantae; Chlorophyta; Chlorophyceae; Sphaeropleales; Selenastraceae. Gene Ontology annotation, biological process: protein peptidyl-prolyl isomerization. The record is from RefSeq and is a predicted model, not a curated record.